AUGAGUCCGUUGAUCAGCAGCAUAGCAUGGGUCCGACGGGGAAAGCUCGCACGCAUUGAGCUCGAGGAUGCCCAGAUCGAGUUGCAGCGCGCGAGCGAGGCUGCCCAUGACAUGGAGAACAGGAGCGACGAGGAGGAUAGUAGUGUCGAAGAGGAUGAUAAUGAUGAUUCGUGGGAAGAUGCGUCUGACGAUGAUCGUAUGGACGAAGACGUGAUCGACCCCGAGCCUAAAAAGUCCAAGUCAAAGCCGAAUGCUCAAGACGAUCCAGACGGUCUUGCCGAGUACAAUCUUGACAAUUACGACGAGGAGAAGAUUGGGGCCGCCUCUGGUGUAUUCAGCAACAUCAAAGGCCUUACUUAUUAUCGCUCAAACGACGAAGAUCCAUACAUCACACUAAAAGAGGACGAUGAAGAGGCAGAACGAGCCGAGCUCCAAGUCCAGUCCACAGACAACAUGAUCGUCACUGCCAAAACAGAGGACGAAGUCUCGCAUCUCGACAUAUACAUCUACAACGACAAUGACGAAAACCUCUAUGUCCACCACGACAUUCUCCUCCCUUCCUUUCCUCUCUGCCUCGAAUGGCUCGACUUUCCUCCCACCUCCUCGUCCUCCCCCUCGACCCCUUCAACAACAACAAGGAAACUUUAUCGCAAGGCCAUCUACCCUUCGCUCAUCCUCGGCCGCCCCGACAAGUCCGCAGCGCACGUUCCCGUACCGCUCGGGACGGGCAAAAAGAAGCGCAAGCAGACCAAGGCGCGCGAUCCUACGCCCGAGUACCACGUCGACGCCGUCCUCGGUCUUGCCUGGAACCGCUCGCACCGGAAUAUCCUCGCGAGCGCUAGCGCCGAUGCUACCGUCAAGAUCUGGGACUUGUCCUCGGGCGCAGGGAGUACAGGGGGUGCGGGGAGUGCGGUGAGGAGCUUUGGUGUUCAUCGUGACAAGGUGCAGAGUGUCCAGUGGAACACGGUCCAGCCCGAGGUUCUCUUGACUGGAAGCUACGACCACACCGUGCGGGUGUUUGAUUCGCGCGAUCCGGGCAAGGCCGUUGGUGCAGUUAUCGGUGCUGAUGUCUCGCUGGAAGACGGAAACGUCCACUAUUUCGAUGCCCGAACGCUUUCUGCGAUCCCCGCUUCAGGAUCCCUCCCCGCGCCAACCAAGUCCCGGUUCACGCUCUCGGCCCAUACGGGCGCUGCAUCCGCCCUCGACAUUAACCCCCACGUACGAGGCUGCGUCGCGACCGGCGGAGCAGACAAGCUCGUCAAAAUCUGGAACGUCGAGGUCGACGGGGAUAAUGUCAACGCGAGCAUGGUCACGAGCCGCAAUCUCGAAGUCGGCAAAGUCUUCACGGUCGGAUUCUCGCCCGACGAUCCGUUGACGCUGGCCGCAGCCGGAUCCAAGGCAAAACUCCAAGUCUGGGAUAUCGGCGCUAACCCGGGAGCGAGAAAGUCGUUUGGCUCGCGCUUGCCCCUGCGUCAAGGUGGGUGGGAGAGAACACGCGAGGGAGGCGGUGUGGUAGGUGUGCAAAGCGAUGACGAGGAAAGCGGGGAGGAAUAG
Rhizoctonia solani is the source of this 1554-nucleotide messenger RNA. Its product is annotated as WD40 repeat protein. Gene Ontology annotation, biological process: rRNA processing. Gene Ontology annotation, molecular function: protein binding. Gene Ontology annotation, cellular component: nucleus. NCBI's taxonomy places the organism in Eukaryota, Fungi, Basidiomycota, Agaricomycetes, Cantharellales, Ceratobasidiaceae. The transcript is spliced from 8 exons. The record is from RefSeq and is a predicted model, not a curated record. Bases 1 to 1554 code for a protein of 517 amino acids.